Molecule: messenger RNA, 2759 nt
Organism: Pimephales promelas (fathead minnow)
Lineage: Eukaryota; Metazoa; Chordata; Actinopteri; Cypriniformes; Leuciscidae
Gene: gask1a
Product: golgi associated kinase 1A
Cellular component (GO): Golgi apparatus
Source: RefSeq, a predicted model, not a curated record
AGUGUUUUUUUUAAAGACUUCUCAUGUUACACAGCACAUUCCUCUCCAAACCUCCACUCUGCUUUCCCUUCUCAAGUCCACCAUCCUCCUGCAACGUGCUUUGUUCUGAGACUUUGGAGACUUUGCAUUGGAAAUGGAACAAUAAACCAAGGGAAAGUCACUUUGGAUGCAUCUCACGACACGUACGGUCCAGUUAAGAUGAGAACUUGACGUGCUGGAAUAAUAGUGUGUUUGAAUGAGGAGCGCAGGAAUUAAGAUGAUGUGGCGCUGAUGCUGUGAGUGAACAGCCAAAGCAUUAGUCUGCUGACGUUAGUGUUUAUGAUGGCUCUAAGAGUUUGGUUGAAGUUCAGACUAAAAUGUCGGUUUGUGGUGGCCUUCCUUUUUUUCUUCAGUCUGACAGUGGCGAUGAUAUACACCCUUCCACCCUUCCCAUCUGAGGAGAGCAGGGAGAAUCUACGGGGCCCCUGCAAUAACAAACCCAGCGAGCUGGUGGAGACGUGGUCUCAGAAACCUUACCUUUCAGUAUCUUCAUAUGGACAGAACAGCAGAACCUCGAAGAACCUUGAAAUGAAAGACUCCGCUAAGCAUCUCCUGAUGGUCAACCACCCCCAACUAUCAUUUUCCUCCGGAAAACAAUUUCAGGAAAAAGUAUCAACCGAAAAGCAUCCAAAAAGUAAAGUAAACAAAAAAGAACGAUAUCUGCAGGACACAAACAAGCCAUUUGCAGCCAGUGCCAAACGAGGGCGAGCCAAUAGACUAGAAAAUAGCAAUAACACAACCAUCCAUCUUCUUCGCUCCACACGUGACCCUCAGGCUGCCAGCAUCCAAAGCCUCCGCCCAAAUAAUAAGACAUGCAGGCACAAAUGCACUCCAGAUGGGGACAGAGUAAAGAGGGUUGUGGGGCAGUUCUCGGAUACACAGCAGGUGGUAAAACUGAAACAGGCCCCUGGAGAAGAGGGAACACAUGAAAGACGAGCAGGGCCCACAGAGAGGAAGAGGCCCAAAUCCGGGGCAGAAAACAACGAUGGGAUUCCAGCAAAGGCAGGCAUCAAGGAGUCAGCCACUGACUGGUGUAAGACUGUCUCUGAUGAGGCUUUUAUUGAAAGCUGGAAUCGGACCAAAGUAGAGACUCUACCCUGGUUCAGUGAGGAUGAUGUGAAAAAGAUGGUGCUUCUCUCCAGCGGCACUGUGUUGAGUAAAGCCAGGCUUCCAGGCCAUGGCCAAGUGCUUCAGGUUGGAUUCAGUGAUAGAUAUAGCAUUGUUGCUUCUGCAGGGGACAAUCAUAUCAAACGCUGCGAGACCGGAAGCUGUGCUCUCAUAAAACGCCCCAAUGACUGGUUUGAGGUGUUCGCCUUUCACCUGGACAGAGUCCUUGGUCUGAACCGGAGCUUGCCCGCAGUGUUGAGAACAUUCCACAGUGAGAUUCUACCAUACAGGUACACAACUGGGUCUCCCAGACCAGUGGUAUGGUGGGAUCCCAGCAUCCAGCAUCUGUCUGAUGCUGACAACGACCAGAACUCUUUUUCACUUACUUGGCCACAAUAUCAGACUCUGCUUAAGAGCAGGUGUGGUGCUUGCGUACCGUUGAACUUCACAACAUGUGUGGGAGUUCAUCAUUCAGAGUGGGGGCGGCUGGCCUUGUUUGACUUCCUGCUGCAGGUGAAUGACAGACUGGACCGGUCUUGCUGUGGUUUCAGACCAGACCCAUCAGAACUUUGUGUAGAAAACCUGCUACAUAUCAAAUGUGAAAACCCAAAGGACUUGAAUCUGGUGCAUAUCCUGGUUCGGAACACAGAACCAUCCAGACUGGUUUUUAUUGACAAUGCAGGAAGACCUCACCAACCACAAGACAAUCUCAACUUCAGACUUCUUGACGGUAUUGAUGAGUUUCCGGAACGUGCUGUUUCAGUGCUGCAGUCAGGAUGUCUGGAGAGGAUGCUUCUCCGCUCCCUGUCUGUGGAUCAGGAAUUCUGGAUGAGCAGAGGAAAGGUGUCCGGACUCAAAUCGCUCAUCCGGCACAUAGAACAGAGAGCCAAGGCCCUUCUCCAGCAUAUACAAGAGAACAAACUGAGACUUAACAGAGAUCUAUAACUCUCCCAUGAAGAGAUUCUCACAUUUAGCAAAUAAUCAAUUACUGAAUUCUCAGAGGACGCAAAAGAUUUAUGGUAAUUGUUUGCUUUAAUUUGGUUCGUCCAGAUUCAUUUAUGUGCAUGUCUCGAAGUGUGUUUGAUGUGCUGUUUACAAAGUCAUGCAAACUAUGGAAGACAGCUUAAAUGAGAGGAGGCAGUGCAUUUGCAUGGAUUUUUGAGUGAUUUCCCUAAUAAGUGUUGACAGUCCUUGAACUUUGAUUAACUGAUGCUCUCAGUAUGAGAGAAGAGAUUCCAGAUGGUCAUUUGCAAAGCAGGACUCAUGCAGAGGCCCAUCACUGUGAAGAGACUUGAGACUAUGUCCUAAGCAGACACGAUGCAAUAAGAUUUCAACAACUAGCUAUUUAUCUUUCCAUGCUGCAUGUGAAAGUGCUUCCCGGUGGCACAUGGUUACAGCCAAUUAGAAUAUAUGUAAUAUUUAAUAUUACAGUUAUGAGGAGUGGGACUUUGGAUUAAUGAGAUUUCAUAGUGGAAGGGGUUCGUCAGUCUAAUGAAAGUCAUAAUAUUUGGCUUAUUUACAACUAAAAAAAAAUGUAGAAAAUCUUUCACUCAUUUACAUUGGACGAAAUCAGAAUUUACAUGGAAUGAAUGGAGGUUUUGUUUAGAACGUCA